Messenger RNA from Callorhinus ursinus (northern fur seal), 2406 nucleotides. The record is from RefSeq and is a predicted model, not a curated record. Lineage: Eukaryota; Metazoa; Chordata; Mammalia; Carnivora; Otariidae.
CCUGAGUGGGGCGGUGCGUUCCCGGGCAGCGUAGAGGAAGUGGGAGACCAGCGGAAUUGGCGGGGAUCUCCACCGGGAGCGGCUCCACCAUGUCGAAGGUUUCCUUUAAGAUCACGCUGACGUCGGACCCGCGGCUGCCUUACAAAGUACUUAGUGUUCCUGAAAGUACACCUUUCACAGCGGUCUUAAAGUUUGCAGCAGAAGAAUUUAAAGUUCCUGCAGCAACAAGUGCAAUUAUUACCAAUGAUGGAAUAGGAAUAAAUCCUGCCCAGACUGCUGGUAUCAGUUAUAUAUGCUUUUGGCUACAAGAAAGAGAAAACCUCACUAAUAAGCAUUAAAAGGUGUUUAAUACAUAGAACCGAAAGUGAUGGAAAUGUUUUCCUAAAGCAUGGCUCAGAACUGCGAAUUAUUCCCAGAGAUCGUGUUGGAAGUUGUUAAUAUCUGCUACCUGGAACAUAAGAUGACCUUUCCAAAUAAAUAUUGGUAUUGUUGUAAAACUGAAAUCAGGCAUUUAAAACACUAUGAAAACACCAGUAGUUGAUGAAAUAAUGAAGGGUAACUCUGUCCCUUCUUGUUAUUCACACUCUUCCUGUGAAGAGGGACUGCUUAUGCAUAGAGGUUAUCAUCUCCACAGAAGAUCAUAGUCUGUCAUUGCUACCUCACAACACACACAGGUAGUUCAUUCGGGCUAAGUGGAUUAUCCAGCUGUGUUUUGUAAGUGGUGGAUGCUUCUGAUAACUCUUUCUGAGAACAUUUGGAAAAUUGAAGUUUACUGAAUCUUCCUAUUUGUCUGAGUUAAACAUUUAAAAGGACUAUGGGUCAUACAUGGCAGUUUGCUUGAUAGCAUCUGACUUACACACUUAAAAAUAGUUGAAUUCUCAAUUGUAUAUUGUUCAUGAUAAAGAAUAUAGACAUAAUCAAUGAAUACGUAACUAUCUUUAACUUUUUAUCAUUUAGGUUUUCUUAAGUUUCAAACUAUAUCAGAGACUCCAAAAUUGAAUUUUUUGAUCUAGCCCUUUUGUGUAAAAUUGAUACCUCACACUAAAGAGUUUUAACUAUGAUCUUGCAGAAUCCACUACUUGGUAAGAAUUGAGAAUAAAGUUAGAAGCGUUCUUUGCUAAGUUGUGUAUCCUUUGUCAGUCUCCGAAUACGACCUUUAAAACAGGAAUCCUCAAGAAACUCUUGUCUUAUUGUGAGGGUCAUAUUUCUAAAUAGCAUUCAGGAAGAGAGUAUUGGAAAGAUCUGGAAUUCUUAACAGAGCUCUAGGAAAUGCUAAUUGGAAAUGCUGAUUAUUAUACUUACUAAAGACCCCACAUUUAAGGAGGUUAACUUAAGUUUAGUCACUCAAGUGAAUAAGAAGUCAGGAAAGGGAUCCUGGGGAAACCCCAAUGACCAGUUUUCUAGUGAGGAGGAGAGAAACAAAAGACACAGUGAAGGGGAACAGAAAGCUAUAGCAAAGCAUCACAGAAAAAGCCAACUGGAUUGGCAAAAGUGCAGAGUGUGUGUUGUGGAGAACGAAGGGGAAAAAAUAUCUGACAUUGUCAGAAGGAGCAGAAGGCAAUUAGAGAAAGCAAAGUGUAGGCUUUGUCAACACACAGACUUCAGAAUUCUCCUUACGAUAAUCUAAAGAAUGAUAUGCAUAAGGGAAGACUUUAUUUGCCCUUAGAGAGGAAAUCAGUAUCUAUGCGAAUUUUGAAAGAUGAAAGGAAGGUUCAUAGUGAUGCGGAACCAGUGCUUGGCCUGCUGCUAUAUACUGGAUGGUGAGCUCCCUGGAGGCAGGCUUUGUGUCUGUCUUGCUCUUCUUAGACCUGGAAAUGGAGUGGGCUUUCAGUAAGUACUUGCUGAAUUAUUCAUGAAUAAAUUAUCUCUAAGACCAAUUUUUAUCUAAGCAUGUUUCAGUUAUCUUCCCUGUCAUAGGCGUUAGGUUCAUUGGGAAAAAAAUGUAUAAGGAGAUGCAACCGGGUCAGCAUCUCAAGGGUGACAUUGGUAGUUUAAGAAAUUAACCAGAUGUUGUCAUAUAUUUGACAAAUGAACAGUGAGAUUCUGAAUUGUAAAGGUUGAAAAGUAUGCUUCUAAUAUUUGGGGAGUUUUUAUUUUUCUAAACAAAACUGUUGCUCAAAGACCCCAGGUUCUUAAUAAUCAUUAAGCCUCAGUUAACCAGAAAUUUAUGAAUACCCAUUCUCUGAGUUUUUUAAUUUAGCUCUCCCUCCAUCCUGUUUGUACAACAAAAUCUGCCUGCUGUGUUACAUAAGUUAUGAUGUCCUGUGCCAUAAAGUAAUUUGUUUAAUAUUUUUGUUCCUUGGUUUUGAAAGUUUUGUUAUAGUAAGUCCUUAAAUUAAAAACAUUUCCUAAAGAACUGGAUAUUUGUUAUUAAAUAAAUGUGAUCUCUAAGUUCUUUGUGCAGAA